Molecule: messenger RNA, 386 nt
Organism: Paramecium sonneborni
Lineage: Eukaryota; Ciliophora; Oligohymenophorea; Peniculida; Parameciidae
Source: the annotation of a GenBank genome assembly
AUGACAAUAAUUGGAUCUAAUAAAAAUGUGAAAGUGGCAAAGUUCUAUUAAUAUGAUGACCAACGAGAGGGAGGUAGAGAUUAUAUGAAUUAAGAGAGAAAGGAAAAUUAGUUAAUAAGUUUUUGGGAAUGAUAAUAUUCAAGAACCCUAGAAUAAUAUAAUUUUAUUAUAAAUAGAAGAAUUUUAAGAUGGAAUUGAAAUAAUUAAAAAAUGCAAAACAGCAGACAUCAUUAUGGAAAUAUAAAUUUAAGAGGUAGAAAAGAAAGGAUAUUGUUAUAGAUUUAAAUCAUUGUAUAAGUAAAUUAAAGCCUAAAGAAUUAAAAAGUAAAUUAAAUGUGGAAUUUUAUAGAGAUGAGGCAUAGAUGUAUAGAUGUGAUAAUUCUUGA